AUGGAAAUGACACCACAAUCCUCUGGCUCGCCUACUUCACCAUUCCGAUACAAUUCGAAUCCUCAGCCACUCUAUGAGUAUCCUUCACCUGCUCAGAGUGACUCACGCUUCAGAUCACCAGAUUCUCUCCCCGCAAUGGGACUUUACUCAUGUCCACUGCCUGGAUCAACUGUAGAAGAUGAGGGCCCGGGAUCACACGUGCAGGCACCCACCGCCACCAACAAUUGGCCAACAGCCUCCAUCAACCAGCACAUAGGACCGAGGUCGUCCCAGUCGACUCCCAACGUCCUCUCAGCAGAGUAUGAUCCUUUUGCUCCUUUUAACCCGGCCGUGUCGGCCUCCUACAGUCAUGAUAUAUAUGGUGCGCAGACAGCUGAGGUGCCCAUACUGCCGGCAUCCCCAGUACCAUCAAUUACCGCUUCGCAACGCUCAUCAUUUUCUUCUGCUCCAGCCUCGGAGAUCUUCACUCAAGCGGGCUCGAUCCAUUCUUACACCCCAAGGAUCAAAAUGGAGGACCGUCCAGAGUAUGUCACAGGGACCGAGCCGAUUCUGAUGAGCUCCCCGCAGCUAGAUCACAACCUGCUCAUCACCUCCGCUAGCCCGUACGCGGGGAGUCUCGAAGCCUCCUUCUACCAAGAUCAAGUUUCUAUGGGCUGGUCCAAGAUGGAAUAUCCUACCUCUCAGGAUCUCCCUUCAAUAUCAGCUCUCCCAAUCCCACCCUACGAGCGGCGUUCGGAGAGCCAGGAACAACCCCCUGCGAGACCUCAGACGCAGCGACGUGUCCCUAGCACGAUAGCACGUACGAGACAGCCGCGGAAGCUCACCACCAAGGAAGAUGCAAACUUUCAAUGCCACGUCAAAGGUUGUGGCAAGCUCUUCGGCCGGAGCUACAAUUUCAAAGCGCACAUGGAAACGCAUGAUGCAAGUCGCGAGUACCCAUUUCCCUGUCCGCUAAAGGACUGCAACAAGAAGUUUGUGAGGAAGACAGAUCUACAGAGGCACCACCAGAGCGUUCACAUGAAGCAACGGAAUCAUCGGUGUGAUUAUUGCAGUCGCUAUUUUGCACGGAAAGACACACUGAGAAGACACAUGGAAGAUGGCUGCUCCAAGCGCUUCGAUAUAGAAACGGUCGACUUUCGGCCACAGACUUACAGCACCAGCGAUCCCAAUCAGAUGAGGCUCGCCUCGCGACCUCCGAAUGUGCAAUUGAGACAGGCAGCAUACAAUCCAUCAGCUCCGUACCCUCCGCACCCUGGCGGUCCUGUCAACCAAGGCCCACGGGACAACUCUCUCACGUCAGCCGGGGGGCCAUACCUGGAGAGACAGGACUACAUGACAGGAGACGGCAGCCAGAACGCAGUGUGGACGAAUUGA
This is a messenger RNA of Amorphotheca resinae ATCC 22711, 1374 nucleotides long. RefSeq lists its product as hypothetical. Gene Ontology annotation, cellular component: nucleus. Lineage: Eukaryota; Fungi; Ascomycota; Leotiomycetes; Helotiales; Amorphothecaceae. Bases 1 to 1374 code for a protein of 457 amino acids. Gene Ontology annotation, biological process: regulation of transcription by RNA polymerase II. The transcript has 2 exons. Gene Ontology annotation, molecular function: RNA polymerase II cis-regulatory region sequence-specific DNA binding; DNA-binding transcription factor activity, RNA polymerase II-specific. The record is from RefSeq and is a predicted model, not a curated record.